AAACUUUGAAGUCAUUAACUACAAUGAGCUAGGCUCAGUCAUAAGAUCAGAACCCGUAACCUUCAAAUUCGGUACCUACUGACAAGGUUGAACAACCAUCUGGAACUAGAGAAGUCUUAUUCACUGCCAAUAUAAUGUGAAAGAAAACAAAUGAAAAUCUAUCAAUUGAGCAAAUUUCACCCCCGAAUAUCAUGCUCAACUCAUUUAAUCUUCAAUUUUGUGAAGAAUAGUUUAGUCCUUCCUCUUGCAGAUUCAACAAGAAGUUGGACACCUCCGUGGAUAAAAUAGUACAUGAAUUUGAGGCUGGAUGGGAGCCUGAAAUGGAGGGAUAUUCGAGGAAGUUAGUGGAGUUUUGCUGUUCCAAAGCCCUCAUUGAUAUGUGCAGUGAAUUAGAAGAGACGAUCGACGAUGGUUCUUUUAUCCGUUUCACUUUUGAUAUGAUGCUGGCAUGGGAAAUGCCUACUUCAGCAGAAGAAGAGAUACAUGGAGAGUCGUUGGCGAACGAGAAAGAAAACGAAAAGGUGGUCUCUGAGAUGCCUCAGGAACAAGAUGACAUCCCUUUGUUCUACUCGGAUAUCUUGCCGUUCCUUGUUAGCCAUAAACCAAGUGCUGGAGAGGAUGCUUUCUUGUGGCUGUCGACAAUUGUACAUUUAGUAGCUGAUGUUGUUAAUGGAAGAUUCACUUUCGAGACUCUGACAGCGCCUACAGAAAAUCGAUUGCAUUUUCCGGCUUAUAACUUAUUCUUGAAGGAGAUCAUAAAGUGCAUAAAGCAUUUGCAAAAGCAAGAAACUCCAACCGGUGUGGACAUGGCAGAUGACGAGGUUAUACUACACGUAGAAGGAACUGCAAGUUCACAGAGAGUAGUGCGCCAUAUUGGAGGGGCAAGUUGGCCUGGUAGGCUGACACUAACAAACUAUGCCCUUUACUUUGAGGAAUCUGGAGUCAUCUCUUAUAAAGAUGCUAUUAAGCUCAAUCUUUCAGAAGACUUCGAGCAGAGUAUCAAACCUGCUGCUACAGGUCCAUGGGGUGCUCCGCUUUUUGACAAGGCCAUAUUUUAUGAAUCUUCUGAAUUGUAAGUAUUUUCUCAGCAUCCUAUAACAUGUUUUUAAGGCUUAAAUUCUAUGCACUCUGCACUUCCUUCAGGUUAGUAUGGAUAACAUUGACUUGGCAUUAUUUAUUUUAAACCUACUUCACGGAUUUCUGCAAGAAGGCUAGUUUUGAUUGUAAUAUACUGAUUUAAUGUGGGGUAUUUCACAAUUUGUUAGGAGCUUGUAUAUUUGCUAAAUUGUGUAUGUUUAUAUUGCUUCUGUUGCG
This is a messenger RNA of Nicotiana tabacum (common tobacco), 1314 nucleotides long. The record is from RefSeq and is a predicted model, not a curated record. Lineage: Eukaryota; Viridiplantae; Streptophyta; Magnoliopsida; Solanales; Solanaceae.